This is a messenger RNA of Colletotrichum karsti, 1125 nucleotides long. RefSeq lists its product as uncharacterized. Bases 1 to 1125 code for a protein of 374 amino acids. The record is from RefSeq and is a predicted model, not a curated record. The transcript has a single exon. Lineage: Eukaryota; Fungi; Ascomycota; Sordariomycetes; Glomerellales; Glomerellaceae.
AUGGAGGAGGCAUAUAAGCAGUACGCGAAUCAGGCGCGUCGGAAGAACCGUUCCAGCACAAACCUGAACCACCUCUCCCUCGCACCAUUCACCUCGAGAAUGCCCAUGCAGGAUGACGACGCCCUGCCCGACCACCUCACAUCACCAGCUCACAACACCUCCUACCUCCAGGGCAAGUCCGCCCCCACGACGCCCGGCCUCCUGACGCGCUCGCCCGCCCGCUCAAACUCCCACGUCCGCCGUUCCUCCGUCCCGCACGCCGAGCUACCCAAGAGCAAGUCCGCAACCCACCUGGCCCCGGCCGCCAACGACCGCAAAGCCCAUUAUCGACAAUCCGUCUCGGGCACCACCUCGCCCACGGUACGCCGCCGCAAGGACGACACGUCCGCGCGGGAUCCGAACGACGGCGACUGGCUCCUGCGCACCGGCGCGCUCAUCAGCAACGAGAGCCGGGAGUUCAAGGGCCAGGCGUGGCUGGUGUCGAGAGCAAGCUCCACGAGCUUGACGGGCAUGCGAGAUGCCGAGGACGAGGCGUUCGAGAGGGAAUUGGCUCGCGAGAGGGAGCUGGCGAGUCGUCGGGGCAGCCGGCGAGGCAGUCUCGGUGAGAUGGACGGGGCGUACACUCUUUCCGCGCGGCCGAGUCGUCCUGGGAGUCGGUCAGCCAGCAGAGUGGGCACCAGAAGCCAGAUAAUGACGCCCUUGGAGCGGCACUCGGAUGAGGGUUAUUUUCCCCGUCACCACGACGGCGAAGACAUCAUCCCCGGGCCCGACUUCGUCAACCUUGACGAGAAGCUCGAGGCUUUCGAUUUUGAUACCACCCAAGACGAUGAGGCGGCCGUCAGGAGGCUCGUCGAGGGCGAGCGGGCCGGUGCCGCGUCUUGGGUCGGGAACAUCCUGGGGUGGCCGCUAUUCGCGGUCGAAGAAAACGAGGAAGAGUCGGAUGAUGAGGACGGGGACUUUGGACACGAGAUAUCCGAAUCGCAGGAGCUCCGUUCGUGGUCAGCACGGCAUUUUGAGGGCGUGUCCAGCACUCCGGAAGAACGGAUUCCGCCCCCCAAGGCCAACGAGGGUGGUUGGCAAGAUGCGGCAUGGUUGCUCAGCGUAGCGACGAAGGUUUUGCUGUGA